AACAUCAUUAUCUCUCAUAUGUGUCCUGUGCACCAGAGCUUCACCACCAUCAGAGUGAGCCUCACUGACGUCAAUGACAACAAACCUGAGUUCAGCUCCAGCAGCUACGUCAGCAGCAUCCUGCUGAAGGACGCAGAGAAAGGGAAGCUGCUGCUGACGCUGGAGGCCACCGACAAAGACGCCGGGGACAACUCGCUCAUCACCUACAGUUUCUCUGCAGGAAGUUCCCCAUAUUUGGCUUUAGACAGUACGACUGGGGCCGUGACCUUGACCUCUGACCUUGCUGAUGUCAAAGAGGACACCACACUGGUGCUGACGGCCACAGCUGAAGACCACGGCGAGCCUCCCCUGAGCUCCACAGCCCGUGUCGUGGUCAAUCUGAGGGUCGUCAGUCUUGUGGAGGGCGUGGCCUUCGGGAGCUCCUCCUACAACUUCAGCAUACCUGAGCACCGGACUGUGGGGACGACGGUGGGGACAGUCUUCGCCUCCUCAGGAAGUGACCUUUACGACGUCUCCUACACGCUGAAAAAACACUCCGACCUGUUCUCCAUCGACGCCAGUGGAGCCAUUAAGACAAAAGCAGAGUUGGACAAAGAAGAGAAGGAGUGGUACGUCCUGGAUGUGGAGGCGGUGGACACGAGGACUCCCCCUACAACAGCUGUUGCAACGGUGACGGUUCAGGUGGAGAACGUGAACGAGCCUCCACAGUUUUCCAAACCGCUUUACCAGGCCUCCAUCGUCAGCAUCGCUCUGUAUAAAACCCCUGUUGUCACUGUCAAGGCUUCAGACCCUGAUGUGGGUGACCAGGGUCGGCUGGUCUACAGUCUGGAAGACGCUACUUACUUUGACGUGGAUCCGUCCACCGGUCUGGUGUUUGUGGUGUCAGCAGUGGAGCUGGCUGGACAGAAGGUUGAGUUGAAGGUGCACGCUGACGACCUCCAAGGACUUCGAGCUACGACCAGGGUGGAGGUGACGGUCGGGGGAAGUGUGAGCAGCAGCGACGUGGUCGUCAUCCGCCUCAACCAGCCAGCUAACACUGUGGAGAACAAGAUCCCCGACAUGGAGAGCUCUUUAGUGAAAGUUCUGGGCUGGAACGUGAAUGUCGUCGGGGUGUCCAACGAUAACGGAGGAGCCUCUGAGUCCAGGAUACAGGGGGCAGCUGUGAAGAGUCUGGUCAGCUUCAUCUGUUUGGAUGGAGGGACGGUGGUGUCCGGUGAAGAAGUCACAACGAAGCUGCAGAGCCAAUCAGAAGCUGUGAGGGCGGAGCUAGUCAAAGUGUUCGGGGACAGUCUUCAGUUCGAGGUCAAGUUGGAGGUGGAGCCUCAAGGCCCCGCCUCCAACCAGGCUGUGGUCAUCGCUCUGGGCGUCCUGUUGGCCCUGAGCAUGAUGGGAUUGAUGGUGGCUGUCGUCUUUGUCGUCAGGUUCAAGAAGACGAAGGAUCAUCAGGAGGAUUCUGAACAGAGUUUUGACAUGAGCCGAGGCGUUGGAGGUUUCGACAACAAGGCUUGGACGGAUUCUGAAUUGAAAAAGAGGAACUCACAGGAUAAGAAACCAGACUUCAACAACAGUGUGAGAAGCCGACAGACGGAUGAUGAUGAUGGAGGUCCCAUUUCUGCUUUCUGAUCUGAACACAGAAGCUUUCAGUCCGACUGUACGGAGUCUGCAGAGCGCCACCAAAACAACCAGCGACUUUCAUUUUGUUUGAUUAUAUUUCAUUAACACAUUUUUAUUUGGACACCACAAACUGUCUGCUCUCCAAAUAUCAGCUUCUGUUCUUCAAGAUGUUCAUGAUGUUGUUGUUUUGUCUGAUUUAAAAAAAAAAAAAAAAAAAAAAAACUAGAAACGGCACCAAAAAAUCUUUUCCAUCACUGAACGUCUGUGUCAGGAUUUAAAGGAACAGUUCACCCAUGAAUGUAACCACAAGUCUCCAGUGGACUACGACACUUCACCUGAUGAUGUAAAGUCAGGAGGAGGAGAGGAUGACGGGGUUACAUUCAUGGGUGAACUGCUCCUUUAAAGAGAGACAGUUUAUUUAUUGCCUUUAAUUUAAUGCCGCUGAAUUUGUGGAGAACAGCUUUAAAUAAACUCAUUAGUAAUUAAUUAAUCUUUGACCAUCAGGACAAAGAAAUAAAAAGAUUAACUGGUGAAAUUAAUGAUCAGUUAUUGAGCAGAAACAUGAACCCUUCAGUGAGUCUCUGUUGUCAUGGAGACAGCAGCUCAGUAAAGUGAAGAAGA
Molecule: messenger RNA, 2235 nt
Organism: Acanthopagrus latus (yellowfin seabream)
Lineage: Eukaryota; Metazoa; Chordata; Actinopteri; Spariformes; Sparidae
Product: protocadherin-19-like
Exons: 11
Coding region: 19-1623 (534 amino acids)
Biological process (GO): homophilic cell-cell adhesion
Cellular component (GO): plasma membrane
Molecular function (GO): calcium ion binding
Source: RefSeq, a predicted model, not a curated record